Messenger RNA from Meloidogyne enterolobii, 458 nucleotides. Lineage: Eukaryota; Metazoa; Nematoda; Chromadorea; Rhabditida; Meloidogynidae. The record is from the annotation of a GenBank genome assembly.
AUGUUUAUAUUUAUUUAUAUAUUUAUUUUAUUUUUGUUGUUACAAGUUAAAAUUGUGAAUGGUCGACAACGUAGAGAUUUACCUUUAAGUAUGGACAAAGAAAUGCUUCCGCCCCAAUAUUUUGAUGAAGAAGCGCCUACUUGUUUGGCAGAAAGAGAGCCUUGUGGAUUUUAUAGUUUUUCUUUAGAUGGAAAAGCACCUUUAAAGUGGAUAAAAUCUUGGUGUCGUUGUUCUUAUAAACAUGAAUGUGUUUAUGAACGUACAGAUAUGCGAAUGCGUGUAUAUCGACAAACUUGCGUCUCCAAAAGCGAAAUUUCUGAUAAUGACGAUAAAUAAUUGAAGGAUAUCAAAGAAUUGAGGAAGAGGAAGAAGAAAAUAAAAGUAAAAAUAGCCCUAAACAUCAUCACCACCACCACCAUCACCGCAAAAAUCGAAGGCAUUUACAUAAAUUACAUCAU